GUUUGUGGUCAGGCGUCUCUGAACACCAGGAUUGUAGGAGGACAGGCGGCCCCCGAUGGCAGCUGGCCCUGGCAGGUCAGUCUGCAAAGAUCUGGGUCCCACUUCUGUGGAGGAUCCCUCAUUAACAGUCAGUGGGUGCUGACUGCUGCUCACUGCUUUCAAACCAGUACUCCAACUGGUCUGACUGUGAAUCUGGGCCGUCAGAGUCUACAGGGAUCUAAUCCCAAUGCAGAGUCUCGGACAGUAACACAGAUCAUCAACCAUCCAAACUACAACUCUGUUACCUUUGACAACGACAUCUGCCUCCUGCAGCUCUCCUCACCGGUGACUUUCAACAACUACAUUUCUCCCGUCUGCCUGGCAGCUUCAGACAGCAUCUUCUACAGCNUUACAAACUGAUAUAUUUAUUUUACCCCUUCAGUGUCGCUUCCUUCUCCACAAAACCUGAUGGAGGUGGAGGUUCCUGUUGUGGGAAACAGGAAGUGUAACUGUAACUAUGGAGUGGGAAGAAUCACUGACAACAUGAUCUGUGCCGGGUUAAGUGAAGGAGGAAAGGACUCCUGUCAGGGAGAUUCAGGAGGUCCAAUGGUGAUCAAGCAGAACGGUCGCUGGAUUCAGGCGGGAGUCGUCAGUUUUGGGACCGGUUGCGCCAGGCCGAAUCUUCCAGGAGUCUACGCCAGAGUAUCCCAGUACCAGACCUGGAUCAACAGCCAGAUCUCCUCCAACCAGCCGGGCUUCAUGACGUUCACGUCCACUGGGACCAACAUUGACCUCAGUGUCUCCUGCACAGGACUGCUACCAGUGCCAACCACCACCCCUACUACCAUGACUACAACUUCCACCACUACAACUUCCACCACUACAACUUCCACCAACACCACCACCUCCUCUGAAAAAGCCACCUCCCCUACCACCACCACACCUACAACCACCAUCACUACCACCACAACCACCACCACCACAACCACCACACCUACAACCACAUUGCCUCCAACCACUCCCCAAUCGGUGGUCUGUGGACAAGCUCCAAGAACUUCUGGGAUUGUGGGAGGAACCUCAGAUGCGACAGCCGGCUCAUGGCCAUGGAUGGCGAGCUUACAGAAGAAUGGAAGUCACGUGUGCGGUGGGACUCUGGUGGCCUUGGACUCAGUGUUGAGCAACGCCAACUGUUUCUCAAG
Molecule: messenger RNA, 1178 nt
Organism: Neolamprologus brichardi
Lineage: Eukaryota; Metazoa; Chordata; Actinopteri; Cichliformes; Cichlidae
Source: RefSeq, a predicted model, not a curated record